UGGAAGUCGUUGAGACGUGUCUUCUUGCUUUAUCCGAACCGAACCAUGACGAGAUCAAGUCGGUUCUGACUCGACUCUGUAAGGGAGCCAUGUCGUCCGCUUCGCUCCCGAGAAGAGAUGUCGACGGCUCCCGCUCGCCGUUCCGCAGCGAACUGAGGAAGAGCCAUGGAAGGACGAACGCGGAGGCGAUCGAGAUCGAGCGCGGAGAGGUUCCUUCAGCUACUAAAGGAACACACGGAUCAAGAAAUAAAUCCAAAAAGAUCGAAGUGCUCAGCUCAAGAUGGAAAUGGUGCCACAUCCAAGAGGACAACCCCUCCACGAUCUUUAUGAACAGCAAGACAGUCUCCAUGGCAGCUGGCGGUGGCAGGCAAGGACAACGAAAGUGCUUAUUGGGAGCUUGUUAUAAAGGACAUUCAAGAUGCUUGCAAACUUUUUUAGCCCAUCUAUGAUCAAACAGAUGGUGCAGAUGGUUCUGUAUCUGUUGAAGUCUCUCCUAGACUUCCAAAUGACACUAAUGGCACCAUUGAAGCUGCUAAAUGGUUGCACAAAAUGGUUGACCGCCCACAGCUACAGCUGAAUGUGUUUCUUCCAUUAAACAAGUUAUUUCACUUGGCAUAAGUGUUAAUGUGACAGUAAGUUGAAAUGCUUUGUGUGUUUCUCUGAUGGACUUAAACUCCUAUGUUUCAGCCUUCUUGACAUUCAGUUAUGUUCUUUAUUUACUAAUGUUAUAAAACACCAUCCUUUUAAUGGAGCUACUAAUUCUGUGGCCUAUCCAUAUGGACAAUACUGUUUUCUUAUAAUUGUUAUAGGAUUAUUCCUAUGUUUUAUUAACUACAGUUUGUCUAGUUGUAAUCUUUUAACUGUUUUGCUUUUGAUGCACUUCUGGUUAACAUUUCUAUAAUCUGCCCAAACUUGUUCAUAGACAAGCUUCACUUCGAUUGACCCAGAUUUCAUAACUGGUUAUUUUUGUCCAUUCAUUACCUUUGAGGAUCAGUCAUGGUCUUAUAGGCCCCACCAAUAGUCUGGAUGAAUUUGUUGCUUCAUCCAAAUGUGUAAAAGAUCAUAGUCACACUUUAUCUCAAGAAGCUAGUUCUCUCAGAUUUGAUACAAUGUGCUGAACAAAAUGAAACUGUGAUCAUUUAAUUGUUCAGCAGAAACAGUUCUUGCUAUAAGCUGCAUAGUUUGGAUUUAUGAUUUGACUUCAUUGCCCAUCAUCUCAGAUUAGUUCUUGGGCUGAAAAUGUCUGACAUUAUCUACUGUUUUAUUUCUACCUGAAAAUGUCUAGUUAUCUAUUGUUUUAUUUCUUCAUGUAACCUACCAAAUGUAAGAAUCUUGGAGAGAGAGAAAAAAAUUAAUUACAACGUGAUUGAGAUAACAGCAAAUGAUUUGUUCAGUCUGGACACCUACACAAGUUAAUCUCUGACUGCCGGAAAUGGUCCUGAAAUAACAUUAACAGAAACUAGUGACCUAGCUAACACCUUGAGAAAAUUUAGACUCGAUUGAAUCUAUUUUCUAAUUCUCCGUCACAUCUGGAGAUCAGAUGACUAAGCUGCCCUUAGUUGCAUCAUCUUGCAGUGCCAAACUUGAUCUUUUAAAUGAUUAUUUUCUUAAAGUAACUAUCAAGCAUCACAUGUUUUUGACAUAUUCUGUAUGCUUUUAUAGCAUGAUAUCUCCAUUCAUAUUGUCCUUUCCUGUGCUGAUUC
Messenger RNA from Musa acuminata subsp. malaccensis (wild Malaysian banana), 1703 nucleotides. The record is from RefSeq and is a predicted model, not a curated record. Lineage: Eukaryota; Viridiplantae; Streptophyta; Magnoliopsida; Zingiberales; Musaceae.